Molecule: messenger RNA, 855 nt
Organism: Hypoxylon trugodes
Lineage: Eukaryota; Fungi; Ascomycota; Sordariomycetes; Xylariales; Hypoxylaceae
Product: ARF/SAR superfamily
Exons: 5
Coding region: 184-729 (181 amino acids)
Biological process (GO): protein folding
Cellular component (GO): microtubule cytoskeleton; cytoplasm
Molecular function (GO): GTP binding; GTPase activity
Source: RefSeq, a predicted model, not a curated record
GCAAUUAGGCAACGAAACGGGGAUUAAAUAAAAACCAAGCGCGAAUCAAAUAUUGACUUAGAUACCUGUAGCCCAUUGUAUCGAAUUUGGUCAACUUUAUUUCGUCCUUACCAGUGAUUUGGAAACGUCAAUUUCUGUCUGAGAUAGUGUCAGCCCUACGUUAUCGAAACAAGCCAAGCCAAGAUGUUAUCAAUCCUCCGAAAAGCGCGGCUCAAGGACAAGGAGAUGAGAAUCUUGAUGCUGGGUUUGGAUAAUGCGGGCAAGACUACGAUUGUGAAGAAGGUGAUGAAUGAGGACGUCAAUACGGUUAGUCCGACGUUGGGCUUCAUUAUCAAGACUAUUGAAUAUGAUGGGUAUAAGUUGAACAUUUGGGAUGUUGGCGGUCAGAAGACGUUGCGAUCUUAUUGGCGAAACUACUUUGAGAAGACGGAUGCUCUCAUAUGGGUUGUCGAUGCGACAGAUCGGUUGAGAAUCGAUGAUUGCCGAGAAGAGCUUCAUGGGCUGCUGCAAGAAGAGCGUCUUUCGGGUGCGAGUUUGUUAGUAUUCGCCAAUAAAACUGAUGUGCAAGGAUGCAUGGAUGAGGCAGAGAUCCUCGAAGGACUACAGCUGGAGGCAAUCCGGACGCACCAGUGGCAUAUCCUGCGAUGUAGUGCCAUGACGGGGAAGAAUCUCAAGGAGGGAUUGGCUUGGGUUGUCGAGGAUGCUAAGGCGAGAUUGUUCUUAUAUUGACGGGAAUGUACAUGCAAUACAUGAUGUUGUGUUGAUAUGCAUAAUAGUAUGAGAAUAAUGAAAUAUGAUAUGAUUUCUAAGGGUUUCAAUUACGAAUCCUUCCCGUGAAAUAUUAUAAUCUGUUCG